CAGACGAGGCUCAGUGUGCCGCGUAUCGUCGUACGUGUAUCUGCGCGCCGUUCCGCCUCGCGUGUCCCUCCUUCGUUCUUUCUGCUCUUCUAUUUUCUUCUGGUAUCGGUCGGUUGCUUGUUCCUCGGCGCACCACGCGACAUCGAGACAUGUGUUCGGCGACCAAGCAAGCUUGGAUAGUGACGAGCAGAUCAUCCGACGACGCGAUCACCGGCCACCGGAAGUGGUAAACGCGAGCCUGUGUUUUCCAAGACGUUGUGCGAAUUCACAAGUUUUCGUUGCCGGUGCGCGAGUUUCCGAAACGCCGGAGGGGCCAGCCAGCCAAUCAACUCACUUGGACUUGCCUGCGCGCGACAAUCAAGACUCUCCGCCUCGUCCCUGCGAAACUUUUAAUCGAACGUCAAAUCUGUGCCUCGCGUUCGACCAGUCUUCAACAGGGGAAAGAAGCCGAAGUGUCUGCUCGGGGAGUAAUCAAACUCGUCUCGUUGGAAAGCUCGACCGAUGGUUUUCGCGACGUAGUGAGAGAGAAAGAGCUCUUUUGGGACUCGGUAACUUCGCUUUGGACGAUCGUUUCAAAGGGCAAAAGUGCAGAGACAAAUAGAGAGAGAGAGAGGGAAGUGCAACGUGUUCCCGGAAAACGAAUCCUGGGAAUUGAUAAAAAAAUUCAAAGAGACACGUUUCCCGAAGUGGGAGAAUAGACUCUUGGGUACAACUCGGUCGGUGAAUUCAGUCGGAGAUAGGUAGCGGGGUUUCUCCGAGAAGCCGGAAAUCGUCGGGGGAGUGGUGAGAGUGGAAGAUCGGUAAACGGAGAGAGUGGGAAAGAUGUCGGAGAAUUCUCUACGCCGGAAGACCAGAUCGGCCUCGAUCUGUGCGCCCGGAUUCUCCAGUAUGGAGCAAAUGUUGGAGGCGAUGCCUCCCUCGGGUGCCAGAGACAGGGAUAAAGCCGACAGAGAGAAGGACAGCGGAAGCGGAACUCCCGACGGCAGUACGCCGACGAGAAGACGUAGACCAGCGACAAGGUCUCAGAGUGCUCGUGUCUCCAGCGCGAAUAAGAGUAUCCGUCGUCGAGCCGCCGCUCAAGCUGCGCAUCACCAUCAUCAUCAUCAUCAUGAAGGCACAGUUAAAUCUGCUCAUUGCAGCAGCGAGCCCAGGUUGACCGAUAAUGAUAUCAGCCCUGGUCUGAGAAGAAGAGGCAGUCGAAGAGGGCAAAGUAUGCACCACAGUCAUCACAGAAAGAGCAAUGCAUUUUUGGACGUUCCUGACACCUCGGCUCAGAUGCCACCGAGAGAAGAUGGCGAGGACGAGGACAGCUACAGGCUUAGAAGCUUCAGUCUCACCAGCAAAGACUAUGCCUAUUAUUUCUGCGACACGUGA
Molecule: messenger RNA, 1374 nt
Organism: Frieseomelitta varia
Lineage: Eukaryota; Metazoa; Arthropoda; Insecta; Hymenoptera; Apidae
Gene: Rgk3
Exons: 4
Coding region: 823-1374 (183 amino acids)
Source: RefSeq, a predicted model, not a curated record